Closterium sp. Yama58-4 is the source of this 1305-nucleotide messenger RNA. Lineage: Eukaryota; Viridiplantae; Streptophyta; Zygnematophyceae; Desmidiales; Closteriaceae. The record is from the annotation of a GenBank genome assembly.
AUGGAAGGUGAGGAGGCUGUAUGUCCUUUCCGACGUAUCCCAGACGAUAUUCUUUUGGAGAUUCUCAGCAGCAUACAAGACAUCCGCUGUCUCGCUCACUGCGCUUCGGUCUGCAAGUUAUGGCACCGAAAAGCGCGCGAAGUCGAAACCGCAACGCUGAUUUGCCCCGGAAAUUUCAAGACGUAUUGGGAUAAGGUCAUGGAUAUUGUCGAUAAGCUACAGGGAUUUCCCCGUUUGAAGAAGGUCCGCGUUUGCAUCGGGACGAAUGGGAUGGGCGGGAGCGGUUCGGCGGGGAGACGUGACAAUAGCGAAGCCUGGACUAAGUGCAUGCGCUACGCCGAGAUUGGCGCCUCGGUGGAUAAGUUCCUGUUUCUUGCCGCGAAAUCCGGGAGCGCGGAUGUUUUCUACAGUAGCAUCGGUGGAGGUGGCGGAGAGACGGCGGAUGGCGCGCAGCGCGGAGGUAUGCAAGGAGGGCCGCGGCGGGGGGAAAGCGGACAGCACCGCUCGGGGAGUGCUACAGAACGGGAAGCGUCGUUUGCGGAUGGAUUUGGUGCGUUACCCCUGCUGCAGCAGCUGCUGCUGGUUGACGUCACUGACAACGUCACCAUCCACAUGCGCCCGCACCACAUGGCGCAGCUUCGGCGGGCCAACCAACGGACGUUCGGCGGGAGCCUAGGCUUGGAAAGCCUAGGCUCGGAAGGCCUAGAGGCGUUUGGGGAUGAGGAGUUUCGGCCAGAGCUGCUGGGAGCUGGCGCUGCUGCCUACACCGCUUCACUCGCGGCCCCCUCUGCUGCUACCGCUGCUGCAAACACUUCCUCUCUUGCUCCCUCCGCUGCACCCUCACCCACUGAUGCGUCGCUCCCCCCUCCACACUCAUCACCAUUACCUGCCCCUGCUGCCACCCCUCCUCCUGCUCCUCCUCCUCCUGCUUCUGCUCCUCAUGCUGCUGCUCCCACUGCGGUUGCUCCUCCCGCUGCCCCUGCUCCUGCUCGCACAGCAGAGCAAGCCCUUGUGCUAGAAACCACUGUUCCUCCUGCAGAACUGUCCAGGCGGGACCUUUCUUGCCACCCCGACUCGCCCAAUUUCCACGUGUCAUUCUGGCGCACCGACAGAGUCCGGGUGGCGUAUCCGCUGCCACGUCAGCAGCAGGAGCUGACUGACAUGUCAGUCUGCGUUGCCACGCAGGACUCUGUUGCGCUGGAGGAUGCUGACGUGGCAGAGCUUGCCAGGUCAGCUGUUGGGGGACCCGUGCUGGCUGCCACUGUGGCGUUUCUCAACAGCCAAUCAUCCAUGCAUGCACUGUAG